Camellia sinensis is the source of this 564-nucleotide messenger RNA. The record is from RefSeq and is a predicted model, not a curated record. NCBI's taxonomy places the organism in Eukaryota, Viridiplantae, Streptophyta, Magnoliopsida, Ericales, Theaceae.
AUGUCUGAAAGCAGUGACCAAGAAGGGAAAAUGAUGAACUCAGAUAUUGAGGAAGAAGAAAAAGAAAAAGACGAAGAGAAGGCAAAGGAUGUUUCAGAAGAACCAAACCCAUUGGUGAUUGCUGCUGCUGAUACAGAGUCCUCUGACAAAUUGACUGUAGAAGAACAUGUUGAUUUCACAAAAGCCCAAAUUGAUCUUAAUAUUCCAGCAUCAAAAACGGGAAUCAGAAUGCAGCUGAUUGCAGGAGCAAACCAGAUAUCAGGAACCAUCCCUGAAGGAAUAGAGAAUUUAAUUGGCCUGACAUGGUUGCUAAUCUCCAUGAACUCAAUCACAGGAGAAAUUCCAGUGGGUAUUGGCAAACUCGAAAGAUCGGAGGAUCUUCGCCUGUUUGAUAAUAGAAUUUCAGGGGGAAUUCCAGCCGAUCUUGGAAACAUAACACAGCUGGGUCAAUUCAAGGCAUCCAUGCAGGGAGAUGUCUACAGCUUCGGAAUUCUCCUACUGGAGAUGUUUACAGGAAAGAGACCUACUGAUAUCAUAUUCAAGGACGGUCUGAAUCUCCAUUGA